Molecule: messenger RNA, 3441 nt
Organism: Carcharodon carcharias (great white shark)
Lineage: Eukaryota; Metazoa; Chordata; Chondrichthyes; Lamniformes; Lamnidae
Gene: rcc1l
Product: RCC1 like
Exons: 12
Coding region: 69-1556 (495 amino acids)
Source: RefSeq, a predicted model, not a curated record
GCCCUCCUCAACAUGGCGGCCCAGAUGAGCCGCAGGUUUUGACCUUCUCCAGGAGGCGGCCACUGGACAUGGUGCUACCCAGCAGCCGGCUCAGGGUCUGCUGUUCGGCCGGGUGGCGGUGGCUCCAGGCCCGAGGCCUUGGUGGCGCCGAAGCCCAGGAUCCUGGCCCGGUUUUCCGCUACAUGGGGAAGGGCCGCAGGAGGAGUCGCUUGUUUGUCUGGGGAUUCGCUCACACCGGGGCUCUGGGUCUCCCCCAGCUGCUCCUGCCCCGCAGCGGCAGACAGAAACCCCGGCAAAUACAACUGAGACCAUGCCGGCUGGAGCUGGAGGAGCGGGACUUGGGGAAGGACCUGAGUCUGAGGAGAGGUUUUCUCCAACAAAGAUUCAUUUUAACUUUGACGCCCACCUCCAACAUGAUGGAAAUCACAGCACCUGCUCCGUAUGGAGAGGCAUCAUAUGCUAGCUUAGUCUGUUUUGGCCACAUUAUCUCAUCUGCUGCCUGUGGUUAUGGAUUCACUUUGCUGGCUUCACAAACCCGUGACAUUACUAAGGUGUGGGGAAUGGGCUUGAACAAAGAUUCCCAGAUUGGAUUUCAUCGGAGCCGGGGGGACAGGACGAAGAGUUAUGAAUUUGUCCUGGAACCAUCGCCAGUUCCGUUACCUCUGGAGAAGCCUCAGGAGACUCGUGUGGUCCAGGUGUCCUGUGGGAGAGCACACUCGCUACUGCUGACUGAUAAUGAGGGAGUUUUCAGUAUGGGAAACAAUGCCUAUGGCCAGUGUGGAAGAAGGAUCGUGGACGGUGAAAUUUAUAGUGGCAGCCAAAUUAUUCACAAGAUUGAAGAUUUAGAUAAAAAUGUUGUUGAGGUUACAUGUGGGCAGGAUCACAGCCUCUUCAGAACCAAGAAGGGUGAGAUCUAUUCUUGUGGAUGGGGAGCUGACGGUCAAACAGGUCUUAGUCACUAUGGUAUCAGUUGUAAACCAACCAGGCUGGCGGGGGAUGUCGCCGGAGUCAAUAUUAUACAGACAGCAACAUAUGGAGACUUCUGCUUAGCCGUAUCAGAGGAUGGGGAUCUUUUUGGCUGGGGCAACUCUGAGUAUCUUCAGCUUUCUGCAGUUACUGAGGUUACACAGGUGAAUGUUCCGAAGCAUCUCCCGUUUAAAGGAGUUGGAAAGAUAAAGCAGGCAGCGUGUGGUGGGACUCAUGCUGCAAUCCUUAACAGGGAAGGCAAUGUGUUUGUCUGGGGCUAUGGAAUUCUAGGAAAAGGCUGUAAUCUUUCUGAAUCCAGAGUGCCGGAGAUGAUCCCAUCAACGCUGUUUGGCUGGUCUGAGUUCACACCCCAGGUUCGAGUUGACCGUAUUCGUUGUGGCCUCAACCAUUUUGCUGCCAUCACCAAUCGUGGCGAGCUCUUUGUAUGGGGUAAGAAUCUCCGAGGUUGCCUUGGCAUUGGGACCCUAAAUGAUCAGUACUUUCCCUGGCGGGUGGCAGUAGCAGGCGAUGUGAUGGACGUGGCUUGUGGGGUGGACCACAUGGUGGCUCUUACAAGAUCAUUCAUCUGAACCGACACUCACUCAGCAUAAUGAGAGAUUAGAACAUGAAUUUGCUGAUUCUGGAUAAUAACAACUGCUAACAGUUCCAAGUUUCCUUCCAGCAACCAUAGAAUGUCUAUGCAGAAGAUUUCUCUUUUUGUAUCGCAGUGUGGGUCUGCUCUGAACUGAUUAGUCCAGUAAGACCUCUUAUUGAUCAUGUUCACUGAUUGAAGCAGCUUUUGUUCAUUGUAUACUGACCUUUGAAAUAAGCUUUCCUUUUUAAAUUGUUCUGCUUUCCUUCCUUUCACCGACCUAUUACUUUAUCUCUCUCUCUCUCCAUCUGGCUUUCUUUCUCUUUCUAUCUUUGUUGAACUCUUGAUAGCUCUCCAUUUUCUCAUUGUCUGUGACUCAGUUAUGACCUUUAAUGUAAAGGUUCUUUCAGAUCCACAAUGUUAUCUCAAUCUGAGAUAUUUACCUGACUAAUCAUACUGAUGAACUUGCUUCAUUUUAUUUUGGGAAAGGAAUAUUCUGGUGCUAAAGGCCUUUGCUGAUUUUUUUCUCUGUGUGAUAUUGUUAUAACUACCAUUACCUUCCCCAAUCUCCCAUUACCUGUCAGAAUAUUUGUUCAUUUUCUCAUUCUGCCUUUUCAUAUAAAACUAUUUUCUGUAUUUCCAAUGACCACCAUCGAUAGUCCUUUGAAAUCCCCGUGUAUUACUGUAUCUAGGAUACCACAUAAUGUAACAUGCUGUGUGAUGUCACAAUACUGGUGGUGCCUGGGGGCAAUGAACAGUAUAACUCCCAUCCAAUAAUACAGGUGUAAGAGGUGUAUAAAUUUGCUGGCAAUUGACUUUCUGCAGUGAGACAGGAAACCUUGAACUCAACGUGUGAAAGGUAAUCCAGGAAUUGCAAAAUUCCAGAUUCAUGUGCGAAAAGAAAUGAAGGAAAAGAUCAUUCAGUCAAUGGAACCCAUUCCAUGGACCAUAUGGAAUCUGAUGAAUUCCAAACUGCCAUUCCCACCAUAGUAAUACGAAUUAGGAGCAGGAGUAGGCCACUCAGCCCCUCAAGCCUGCUGCCACUGUGAUUGCUGUUUCAAUGAAUAGAUACUAGAGUUUGAAUCCUAGUUUCACUGACCUCUUUCUGCAAAGACUUUCCCUGGGGAACUGGUUGGAGAGAGACAUUGAUGGAACUUUUUGACAAGUGUUAGGGGACAUUCACACUGCCUGAGCCAGAGACAGUCAUGUGGAUACAAAGCCGGAAGUGAACUAUUGAGGAGGAACGAACUGGUGUCUGCACGCUGACUUUCCUUCCUGUGGUUUACAGCAGGUAGCAGGUUUGAAGAGGUGAAUGCAGUGUGCCGUACAAAACAACAGUAAACAUGGAGGAGCUCAGCUCAGAUGUGGUGGAAACCCAUAGCUUUUUUUUUCUGGUUUCUGCAGCUGCUAUUAUCAGAGAGACGUGGGAAAAAAUGGCAUGAUUUUCUUGCUAAUAAACCAAUUGAAAAAGAUAUGUGAAAAUGUAUGUGAUAAAUUUGAUUGAGUUUGAGGUUCUGACAAUGCCUGGACCAGCCUGUGGGACUUAGAACUGUGGAGGGAGAAGAAAAUACAGGCAAGAUAAUAGCUCCCCAGCAGGGAGCUGGCAAGCACAGUUGUGUGGGCGAAGGCUGUACUGUCAGGCAAUCUUAGCAAGGAUAUGGAGAUGUGAUUGGAAGCUCAUCUUGGGGUCAAGUACAGCAUUCUAGAUGGUUACCAGGGAAAGGGAUGGAGUUGUUAGCUAGGGAACUUGUGACUAGACUGAAGAUGAUGGCUUCAGUCUUCCCAAUAUUUAACUGGAAGAAAUUUCUGUUUGUCAAUUGUAAAGGACUUUAGUCCAUCCUGAGGAUGUGAAAGGCACUAAAAAUAAAUGUUCUUUUUUCUUA